This is a messenger RNA of Physella acuta, 2304 nucleotides long. Its product is annotated as macrophage mannose receptor 1. NCBI's taxonomy places the organism in Eukaryota, Metazoa, Mollusca, Gastropoda, Physidae. The record is from RefSeq and is a predicted model, not a curated record.
AUGUUGACCUCUGUAGGUGCUGUCCAGUCAUGUGACAUCGAGGACAACUGGGUGGCCGUCAACGGGUCCUGCAUCAAGCACUUCCGGUCUCAGGUCACGUGGGCAGAGGCUGACUCCAACUGCCAGCGACAGAACAGCCAUCUGGUCAAGAUGGACACGCUAGACAAGGCGGACUACGUCUUCUAUGAGUCCGACUCAGCUGUUUCGUGGGUCGGGUUCAACUUUGAAGAUGACAUCUCCUUCAAGUGGUCAGAUGGGACAGCCCUGGGCGAGUAUGUCAACUGGCACUUUAUUGCACCCUACAGUAUCACUGGAUUAAAGGAGUGUGGUUUUAUCUACACUGGUGCCGCUUCAAAAUGUGAUGUGGGGUGGAGGGUGGUGGGGGACACGUGUGUCUACAUCAGUGGUGUCGUCUGCUCUCAGUCAGCAGCCGAGAGCAAGUGUCAGGCGUUCAAUGGUCAGCUAGCGGUCAUCAAUUCACAAGCCGCCUUUGAUGAUUUAGCCAGUAAGUCAGUGUCUGAUGCUUUAGCCAGUAUGUCAGUGUUUGAUGAUAUAGCCAGGAAGUCAGUGUUUGAUGAUUUAGCCACCAGUAAGUCAGUGUUUGAUGAUAUAGCCAGGAAGUCAGUGUUUGAUGAUUUAGCCAGUAAGUCAGUGUUUGAUGAUUUAGCCAGUAAGUCAGUGUUUGAUGAUUUAGCCAGUAAGUCAGUGUUUGAUGAUUUAGCCACCAGUAAGUCAGUGUUUGAUGAUUUAGCCAGUAAGUCAGUGUUUGAUGAUUUAGCCAGUAAGUCAGUGUUUGAUGAUUUAGCCAGUAAGUCAGUGUUUGAUGAUAUAGCCAGGAAGUCAGUGUUUGAUGAUUUAGCCAGUAAGUCAGUGUUUGAUGAUUUAGCCAGUAAGUCAGUGUUUGAUGAUUUAGCCACCUUUAUAAAAACUGGUUCCUUCUGGAUUGGUUUGAAGUAUUACAGGAGGAUUCGAGCUUAUCAGUGGGUCAAUGGAAGCCAGUUGGCCUCAGCUGAAUGGGGUGUGGGAGAACCCAAGGACCCAGACUUGCAGAGAUGCGUCGUCCUCUUCUUUGACGUAGCGCAGCCACGACCCGUCUGGAAGAGUAUAUCCUGUGGCUAUAACACCAAUGGUUUCUUGUGCCAGAAAAAUCAGAGUGAGCCAGAAUAUAUUGCUAUUGAUCCAGAGCCUUUUAGUGAGAAAUGUGGCCAGUCUUGGGUUGAAAGGUCAGGAACAGAUUUUUGUUACCAGUUUAGAGACCUGAGCACAACAUGGGAUGAAGCAGUGAUGAUUUGCAACAACCAGAAUGGGAGCUUAGCCAGUAUUACGUCACAGGAGGAACAGAGGUUCAUCAGUCUUAAUAUAGGCACUAGCAGUAUGGCCUUGUGGAUUGGCGCCACUGAGAAGUUUAAAGAGUACGGCUGGCAGUGGAUAGAUGGCGCUCCGUUUGUGUACGAGAACUGGGAGGAAGAGAUCAGCCACUAUGGCUGUCAACCGGAGUGGGUGCUCUACAAUAAAAAAUGCUACUUGAUCAAGGCAGAUUCGGUCACGUGGACGACAGCAGACAUCUUGUGCCAGAAAGAAAGUGGAAAUCUCGUUAGCAUCAACUCUGUCAAAGAGAACUUGUUUAUCUGGAGCAGUUUCCCAGGUGACAACUCACAGUACAAAUACUGGAUAGGCCUGGAGAAAAAAGAAAACGAAUAUGUGUAUCGCUGGGCAGAUAACUCUCUGGUCAACUUUACCAACUGGAAAUACAAGGCCCACAGAACGUACAAUAAACUUCACUUGUGUGUGGUGAUCAAUGAAGAGGACAGCUUUGGUUAUGGCCUCUACUGUUUUACCGUGUUUGAUGACCCAAAGACAUGGACCGGUGCCAUGGACUUCUGUCAGUCCAUUCAAGGCCAUUUGGCCGUUAUACCUGACAGGAAAACUAACGCCUUCAUCGUGUCACAACUGACCAAGAUAAACAAAAUCUACUGGAUCGGACUUCAAAUGUCUAAUGAAACCAUUCGUUGGGUGGAUGGCGAUCCAGUCACAGAGUUCCCCGUCAAUGUUGUUUACAAUGCUAGUUUGAGCAACAAUGGCUGCUUCAUCAUGAAGUACGAGCUGAGAAAACCGGUCUGGGUGAGCGUCAGCUGCCAGAGAAAACACAUUUUUCUAUGUCAGACACCCCGUGGAGGUUUCGUUAAGCCGGAGAUUCCAGCUCCAGCACCAGAGGCCCUGUGUCCGGCAAGCUGGUGGCUGUUUGAGGACCGCUGCUAUCUGGUGAGGCUAGGGCUGGGGUUGGGGGUGGGGGCUGAGGGCUGA